UUCUCGCAUUUAAAUGAAACAUGGCCGCCACGCCAGACGGAUGUGUGCAUUACGUUCGUAGCUGUUUGUUAAAAGCGCCCUGCUGUGGGAAGUUUUAUGUUUGCAGACUCUGUCAUGAUGGGGAAGAGAACCAUCAAAUGGACCGCUUUAAGGUCCGAGAGGUCAAAUGUGGAGCAUGCAAUACUAUUCAAGAGGCUCAACAGACGUGUAAAGAAUGUGCCGUGAAGUUUGGGGAGUAUUACUGUGACAUUUGCCAUCUGUUUGAUAAAGACAAGAAGCAGUACCACUGCCAGCCCUGUGGGAUUUGCAGAAUUGGCCCAAAAGAGAAAUACUUCCAUUGUACGAAGUGCAAUUUAUGUUUAGCCACUGAUCUUAAAGAUAAUCACAAGUGUGUUGAGAAUGUCUCUAGGCAGAACUGCCCUGUAUGUAUGGAGGACAUCCACACGUCCAGAAUAGGGGCUCAUGUGCUCCCCUGCGGUCAUCUGCUACACAAGACAUGCUUUGAGGACAUGUGCAUAACUGGUGCUUACCGCUGUCCUCUGUGUAUGCAUUCGGCUUUCAACAUGAAGGAGUUCUGGGAAGAGAGAGAUAAGGAAAUUGCCCAGUCUCCCAUGCCCACAGAGUACCGGGACACUACAGUCAAGAUCAUAUGCAAUGACUGCCAGGCUCACUGCACUGUCUCCUUCCACGUGUUGGGCAUGAAAUGCAGCUCCUGUGGCUCUUACAACACUGCGCAGGAUGGCGGGCUGAUCGCGGCCCCUGCUGUAAACACAUGACAGUCUGAGGAGCAGCCGCUUGAAGAAGAGCCCGACACGGAGCACCACGAGUGACGUUUAGGCUCAGAAAUACUCUCUCAGUUAAGCUUUUAUAGAACUGAUAUAUAGAAAUACAAGCUCUCCUCUCACAUUUCUGUACAACUACUCUUAUUUUUCUUGCUCGAUUAAAAAGGAUAAGGAGAUUUGAGGCUUCUUUAAAUUUCUGUCAUGGAAACUAACUGUGCAGAAUCAGGUGUGUUACAUUCGCAACUUAUAUAUUUCUUGACUUCCACAUUCAUUUUGUCAUAAAGAAUGUUAAAGAUAAUCCUGUGCUGAGAGAAUAAUCAAUCUGCUAUGUUGACUGAAUCCUAAAUAUCUAUCAAGAGCAUUUUUGGUUUAUAUUAAGGAUAAUGUAUCAGCAUGGGCUCUGAUAUUCAUACAGGGCCAGUGGACAUCAUUGCCAAACUUUUGUUCAUUUUAAAAUGAUUUAAUGCUAUUUAUUGAUUAAUGCUGGACAA
This is a messenger RNA of Sinocyclocheilus anshuiensis, 1273 nucleotides long. RefSeq names its product RING finger and CHY zinc finger domain-containing protein 1. The record is from RefSeq and is a predicted model, not a curated record. The coding region runs from base 21 to 776 and encodes 251 amino acids. The transcript has 8 exons. Gene Ontology annotation, biological process: protein ubiquitination; ubiquitin-dependent protein catabolic process. Gene Ontology annotation, molecular function: zinc ion binding; ubiquitin protein ligase activity. Gene Ontology annotation, cellular component: nucleus. Lineage: Eukaryota; Metazoa; Chordata; Actinopteri; Cypriniformes; Cyprinidae.